AUGCACAAGUAUAUUGAAACAGAUAAUGACGACGACGGAUUUGGAACAGUGGAUUUCAAGUCUUCAGUUCUCUCUCAAAUGAGUACACCUCAAAGAAACCGGCAGCUGGCGCAGCACACAGAGAACUUCAACGAUGAUUUUGCUGAUGAUUUCAAUGACUUGACAUUGUCUAAAGGUGAUACAAUCAAACGUGUACCCACUGCGUUUUCUACAAGUAAAAACGGGACCUUGAAAAUGCUCGCAAGCUUCAGGCAGGACCCCAAUCGCACUCUCAGCGGUCGCCCUAGUGAGUUUGAAUCCACUCCUACUCUGGGUGACAGUGAUUUCGAGGACGGGUUUGAUGGAUUAGAUGAUGGAGUCAAGCUUAAAAUGCGCUUUGCCCCUUAUUGUUCUGAUGGCUACAUAACGGAUGGCGACUCUCCGGCGCGAAUGUCCAUGUCCUCUUCGGCUUCUUCUAUCAGUAGUUUGGAUAAUCCCAUUGAAGAAGAAGACUUUGUCUGGGAAGAGAAAGAUAGCAAUACCCAAGAUGACCUCCUUUCACGUUUUCAAGCACGAGAACGAAGGGCCAGGCUGCAGGAUCUACGUGACUUUGCUGCACCUUCCCUGAGUCGCGCCCCAGCGACAAUUCGUUGGGCUCAGCAUACUUCUGAAGAAGAAAGUGAUGAUAUAGCCCGUGGAAUUGAUCUGAACGCGCUUGAUUUUUCUAGAGGCACAAUUAACAAGAAUAUCAUUUUUGGUUACAAGCAGCAACUCGAACAGCAGCGAAAUGAGAUGGCUACGCACAUGGCAGAUAUAAAUCGAAGAUUGCGUAGUGUGCAAUCCAUUGCUCAGCUCCCAGAUCUAAAGUCAAGCCGAUUGAGGUCUGCCAAAUCAAUGAUGGAACUACCAUCGACCAAGGCAAGUCAGCGGCCCCAGGAUCCAAUCGUCAGGCGACCCGAGCUACGGCCAUUGACACAAUACAUUGAGCCAGAGCGACCAGUUGUUCCCAAGAAAUCGAGAUCAAAGCCAGACACUUCGUCCAAAGCUGGUCUUCAUGACCGACGCCGACGAAAGAUCGGAUUGAUCAGAAACCCUGCCACUAACGGCAUACCACAGCAGAGCGAGCUCAAUGGUAUGAUAUUUAAUCCUGCGGCUGGUCAAUGGGAAGGCAAUGAGGGCGACGUGCAAAGGUUCGACAAUGCUCUUGCUAAAAAACCCACACUGAUCUCUAAAGAAUCAGCCGCUGCUGUGUCUAAGCUCAAAAGCAUCAAUGGGGGCAUGUGUUUUGAUAAGAAAAACCUCUGUUGGGUUCAACAGGGUGAUGAUCACGAGGACCCCGAUCCGUUCGCUGGAAUUGAUGAGCUUGAUGUAAACGGCAUGCCCGGUACGCGGGACCCUAGUUUUGGAUCCAGCAUCGGAAGAGGGGAGAAUGCAGAGCAGAGCACGUUCGAGGUAUCACGCGAAAUGCGAAUCCGCUGGCGAAAAAACGAUGAGCGAUUUAACCGGAAGUUUGGACGAUGGAUUGGACGCAGCGAUCUAGAUCUGUCACCAGCAUAUGAUGUUUAUAAAAUGGUUUAUGAUUAA
Messenger RNA from Wickerhamiella sorbophila, 1563 nucleotides. RefSeq lists its product as hypothetical. Bases 1 to 1563 code for a protein of 520 amino acids. Gene Ontology annotation, cellular component: SIN/MEN two-component GAP complex; mitotic spindle pole body. Gene Ontology annotation, molecular function: GTPase activator activity. The record is from RefSeq and is a predicted model, not a curated record. Lineage: Eukaryota; Fungi; Ascomycota; Dipodascomycetes; Dipodascales; Trichomonascaceae. Gene Ontology annotation, biological process: mitotic spindle orientation checkpoint signaling; regulation of Ras protein signal transduction. The transcript has a single exon.